GUCUGUUUUCUUGCGAGUUUUCCGUAUAAUUUGCUCAAUUUUUGGUUUUGUUAAGCCAAGCUCAAGUGCUGCACACCCAAAUUGCUCAAACGCGUAGCGCAGAAAUUGAAAAAAAACACACAGUUUAAGUGGAAAAUAAGACCAGUUUUGUUGUUUUCCUGUGAGAGGACGCGGCGUUGCAACAACAGCGACGCUAUGCGACCGCAUUUUGAGCGAUAAAACGAAAAGGCGCUGCCAUACAUAACGGUUCUUGUUUGUUUUUACGACGGCACACAUAAAAGCAGCACCAGCAACAAAGGUCUUCGUUGGAUCCUCCGAAUAAUCAAAACCCGCACCAACAACCCACCAACGAAGCCGACGAACCCAAGCAACUGGCGAUGCAAUUGAAAGCGCCCAAGAGCAGAAAUAUGGCCAGUCUUAAAGAUGAGGAGCAAGCGGCAACCACAAGCAACUCCACGAACAACCUCAACAACAACAACAAUACAAAUAAUAUAAACAAUAACCACAGCAGCAGUAGCAACAACAACAAUAACAAAAACGAGGAUGAUCCUAAGGUUAGGAAGGAAAAUCUGGAGGCCAGGAAACAGGCCUUGGAGCAGCGUCUGAGCGAAAAGAGCUGGCUAUUGCAGCAAAUCCAGAAACAAGAGACGGCCAUUAUAAAUGGAAACUACGAACAAAUGACAGUCAAUGAAUUUUUCGUCCAACUGGCCCAACAGUACAAGCAUGAACAGCAGCUCCAGGCUUUGGCCAGGGAAAACAACUCCAUUUUGCGGAGGAAACAAAGCACAACGAGCCGGGAAAGUCGAGAGAGCCAGAUGACCAACAGCAAUAACAAUCGUCAGUCGGAAACGCUAUCAAAUCGCAGUUCGGAAUAUGACAAUUACCAGCCAUCCUCAUCGGCGGGGGCGGGUGAUAUGCUGGUGAUAGGCGUGGCCCAGCAGCAGGCGCUACAGCAUCCGCCGCUGGUAAAGAGUGCCCUGAAGAAGCGACCCACACCCACGCCCAGCCAAAUGCAAUAUAUGCGCCAGCAGCAUCAUCAGCAGGCGCAACUAGUGAUGAACAUGAACUACCAGAGAACACAGCCGGAUGUCAUAUCCAUGUACUCAGCGAACUCCUCGAAUGUGGCUACUUUGCGGCAACCACCACAAGCGGCUCCACAGCAGCAGCCAAUUAUAGUGCAGUGCGAUAAAUAUUACUUGUCGCCCACACAUCAAAGUUACAAUGAGGGCGGAUUCAUCAAAUCAAGUCAGAACAUCAAAAAGUAUGUUUCUCCAUUGGCUUCUCCUAGCAAUCUCAGCUACGAACAGCAGCAGCCGCAGCGAAAUCCUUUGCUUCAUCAGCGGCAACUAGAUGCUAUAUCCCUGGCUCCCAGUUAUGUCUCUGUGGACAUGGAAGCCGCCCAACAUCAACAGCAAUAUCGCUGGCGUUCUCAGUCGCAUAUAGCACCAUUAACGCCGCCUCAAUUGGGCAUAAUAGAGGUGAAAUCGCACUCUAGUGAUAUGCUGGCGGUCCCCAUGCCACCCAGUCGCUAUCCUCCGCAUGAUGAGAUCUCUCUGUCAUCCUCCUCCACGACCAUUGAAAAGAAACCGAAGUCCAAACAGUGGCUGGAAUCAUCGCUAGAUGGACCGGCUGUUAUAAGGCAGAUGGAAUCACAGCCGCACAGUCCAGCUGGCAGCAGCAAUGGAAGUAGUAAUCCCGGAGCAGCUGCCAUGGUUUCGAGUAAACCCCGAGCCAAGCUCUCCUCCCAGUCCAUGUCGGUAUCCGGUCGUCACUACUCCAUGUCCAACCAGCGCCCCACGCAGAACUAUCCUAGUGCCAGCUAUGCAGUGAACACUAGCUCGAAAGCUUUGCUCAGUCAAUCGACAUCGUACCUCAAUGCCAUGGAGCAAACGUUGGGGAUUUCGGUCUCGUACCCGCUAGAACCUCUCGACAUACCAGCGCUCCGAAACUUACCACCUAAACCCAGUCAAAUGCAGCAGCCUACACCGCCGCCCAGACCUCCGCCGGCACAUCAGGGUCAAAACCAGAAUCUGAAUCACAGUGGGAGUUGUAUUACAAGCGGACUUGGCCAUGGCAGCGCUAUUCAAACAGCUUUGGUUUCUCCACCAUUGACGGUGGCCACGGCCAGUCUGUCGCCGGAAAUACGCAUCGAGUCGCCAAAGAACAUGACCGUGGUGCAGCAGGCCACAUUCCAGCCGUACAAAGAAGUGACCAAACCAUUCGAGAUGUCAGAUUUCUACAAAUACUCCACCAAGUUUAAACAAAAGGAGGGCGCCAAUCCCAAUUGACCUUAAAGGUUCUACGGGAUAUACAUCAAUUUCUCCCCCUUUUUAUGUGAUUAACUAAAUUAAUUUUGUAGCACAGAGAAACUACAAAGCGAAAGCAGCUCAAAUUAUUAGAAAACGAUCGAAUUUUAAGUUCGUUAGCCAAAUUAUUUAGGACCAAGGACUAACUGAAAAUUAACUUUACACAAAAAUGCUCAGAAAAUCAGCCAAAUUGAACACAGACUUAUGAAAAGCAAUUUAACGAGUGACAUUUAUAUUUUGUAUUACAUUUUUUUGGAUACACAAAAAAAAAAAAACAGGACAAUAUUAUCCCCGAGGGGAACAGAAAUCGCCUUAAGACAGGACGCCUAGAAAAUAUGAAAAUAUUUUAUAAAAUAUAAGCAUUUACAAAAGAAUAACUGACUAGCAAUUGUUAAACAGUGUAUGAAGAUAUAUUUUUACACUAAUAGAAUAAUAGUUUUUGUAUGAAUAUACAGAUUGGAUUUUGGUAUAUUCACUGAGUUCUUUAAGACUAACUAUUGACAAGCAAUAACAUAGAUGUAAAUAAACAUUUUAUAUUUAAAUGUA
Drosophila gunungcola (fruit fly) is the source of this 2852-nucleotide messenger RNA. It is a transcript of the gene sstn, whose product is annotated as probable basic-leucine zipper transcription factor R. The record is from RefSeq and is a predicted model, not a curated record. The coding region runs from base 378 to 2288 and encodes 636 amino acids. Lineage: Eukaryota; Metazoa; Arthropoda; Insecta; Diptera; Drosophilidae. The transcript has 3 exons.